AUGGGCUGUGGAUGUUCUCGAGAGCUCACCCCUUCCGAGGUUGCAAUCGAGGAGUAUGACAUCGCUACUCUCGAAAUGUCGCAGAAGCUCGAUUGGCAUCACCUCCAGUGCGGAGGGGCGUCGGAGUCCAGGAAGAGAAAAGCCAUGAAGGAGUUUCGACGUGAUUGGAAGGCCUUCAAUGGUCGCAGGCCGCGUUAUUUCUGGGGCGACAGUCCCGACCAGAGCGGCCGUUACGUCAACUGA
This is a messenger RNA of Colletotrichum destructivum, 243 nucleotides long. RefSeq lists its product as uncharacterized. The coding region runs from base 1 to 243 and encodes 80 amino acids. The transcript has a single exon. The record is from RefSeq and is a predicted model, not a curated record. NCBI's taxonomy places the organism in Eukaryota, Fungi, Ascomycota, Sordariomycetes, Glomerellales, Glomerellaceae.